Molecule: messenger RNA, 1683 nt
Organism: Punica granatum (pomegranate)
Lineage: Eukaryota; Viridiplantae; Streptophyta; Magnoliopsida; Myrtales; Lythraceae
Source: RefSeq, a predicted model, not a curated record
UCAGGCAAACUCAUAUUUUGGACACUAAAUUCAUCUUCUGAAACUGUUACAGUCAUCAUUUUCAACUUUCAGUCAAAAGACCCAAAUGGCGGAUAUCGCGAACAAUGUGUUUGGCGCUUGCCUCACGUGCUGGGAUCGCACGGCGAAUUACCGGAGGUACAUCAAGAGUCUUGGUGACAAUUUGACCGCCCUCGAGAGCAAGAUGGCAGACCUGCGAUGUGCCUAUGAUAAUGUGAACCGACUGGUCUCAACAGCUGAAAAAGGAGAACGAUGGAUCCGAACGCCCAUCACGGAUGGCUGGUUGCAGAGGGUGGAAACCCAUAGGAAGGAAGCCGAAGAGAUUCUGGUCAAGGGGAAGGAGAUGAUGGGAAUGACUUGCCUGUGCGGACUCUGUUUCAGCAACUGCCGCUCACGUUACAGGCAGUCGAAGCUUGCCGAGGCAAAGAGAGAUGAUAUAGAGACCGAGUUGGACCUAAGCCGUACCUUCAGGGUCAAGGAAGAUGUUGCCUACGAGCCUGCUGAUUUGAUGCUCGAGAGAUCUCUCGAGGCUCUCAGCCGCAAGAGAGAUGAAUUGCACAAUGUCUUUGAGACCGUGAAACAACGAGUUGAGAAGAAGGAAGGUAUGCACUUGGUACGAACACCUGAAGUGGGCGGCUGGUUGGAGCGAGUGCAGCUUCUUCUCGAGAAAGAAGUGAGAAAGAUUCUCGAGCAAGGGGCACAGGAAAUGGAGAAAGGCUUCCAGGGAGUUGGAGGGGACUCUCUCUCUCAGUCUCAAAGGAACUCUACAUCAUAUUAUCAGCUAUCAAAGCAUGCCGAGGAGAAGCGAGCCACUUUGGAAGAAGAGCUUCGCAACGCCAGAAGUUUCGCAGUUUUCACCUACAAGCCAGAUGAUCCCCUGUUGGUUGAGAUACCUCUCGAGCCGCCAGUGGGCUUAGAGUCCAGCUUUGAGGAGGUAUGGCAUGGGCGGUGUGGGAAAGACCACCCUCCUAAAGAAAAUCCACAAUGAAUUCCUGGGAAUUCAGAAUGAUUAUGAUAUUGUUGCUUGGGUUGUGGUGUCCCAACCAACUGAUCCUAGAAAAAUUCAGGGAGCCAUCUGGGAGAAACUGCAUCUCCUUAGAUCUGAAUUUGAUCGCAAGAGUGAAUUGGAUAGAGCUAGCAAGAUAUUGAACAUUAUGAAGAGAAAGAGUUUUCUGCUCUUUUUGGAUGACGUAUGGGAGGAAAUAGAUCUCUUGAAUCUUGGCAUUCCUUCUCCCGAUCAUCAACACAAAUCAAAGAUCAUCUUCACAACCCGAUCAGGGGAAGUAUGUGAUCUAAUGCGAGCUGAGAGGACAAAGAAGAUUGAUUGUUUGCCACCAGAUAAAGCCCUGAAACUAUUCCGAGAGAAGGUGCUUAAGAGAACUCUGGGUUGCAGGGUGUACGGGUUUGCGGUCACUUAUAAUCCCGAAGCCAUCAUUGAGGAGAAUUGGAGGAGAUAAGCGUGGUCAAGGGAGAAUCAUACGGUUGCGUCGGUGAGACUGGGAGAAGUGAUGGAUCAGGAUCUCCUCAUACUCUUCCUUCUUCUUAUUAUCCUGAACUAACUUCAACUUCAAGUUGCCUGGAAAGUCAGAACUGCUUCCGUAGCCUCAAAACGAUAUUCAUCAUGAAUUGUGGAAGGUUAAAAGAAGUGACAGCUGUAAUUUAUCA